Molecule: messenger RNA, 2436 nt
Organism: Hypoxylon trugodes
Lineage: Eukaryota; Fungi; Ascomycota; Sordariomycetes; Xylariales; Hypoxylaceae
Exons: 1
Coding region: 409-2178 (589 amino acids)
Cellular component (GO): RNA polymerase II transcription regulator complex; nucleus
Molecular function (GO): DNA-binding transcription activator activity, RNA polymerase II-specific; transcription cis-regulatory region binding
Source: RefSeq, a predicted model, not a curated record
ACCCCCAAGUUUGCUUGGUUUAAUCGGAGGGGAGGACCCUGAGCAAUUCUCGUAAUUGUUUUCCUUUUUUAAUUUUCUUUUCUUUCUUCCCUUUGAACUGAGGGAAGAAAAUCCCACACCAAAAAAAAGAAAAUCAACUCAUACAUCAUAUCAAGGAGAAAAGAGAAGAGAGACAAAUAAUUUUCAACGGUCAAGAAGAUCCUCUCCUGAUAAACAAAACUACCUUACCUUCUUGGAUUUCGUCACACGAUUUCAGUAUCGAGUUGCAGGUCUGCGGAUCCCAAACCCGCGGAAAACCCAAGUCAUCAACGCACACUGAUGUCCGAGGUGCAUUGCAUCGCCGAGCUACACAGCGAAUAGGAUUCCUUGAAUGGUUCUCCCACCUCUUUGCUCCAGAAUCGGAUCGUUAUGGCUGCCCCUACUACCACCACAAUUGCCACUACUAUUCCUCUUCCUAAUUUGAACGGCCACUCCAAACCGCAACCAACCAAACUCGCCAUAACCCCUAUCUCAGCUGCAUCCUCCCCCGCCUCGGCUGCUUCGCCCAUUUCCAGCGUAUCUACACCCACAUCAGCUCAUCAACUUGCUAUCAAACCUGUAGCCGCAUUUCAGCAGGCUACCAAUAUGGCGUCUGCCGCCAUCGGAAAAAAUUCAAUUACCAGCAAGGAAUGGGUUGUACCUCCGAGGCCUAAGCCCGGUCGGAAGCCUGCCACAGACACUCCACCUACUAAGCGCAAGGCUCAAAACAGGGCUGCCCAGCGUGCAUUCCGCGAACGAAGAGCCGCUCGGGUUGGCGAAUUGGAGGAACAGCUAGAUGAUCAGAAGGAAGAGUACGAGCGGACACAGCAACAGUUACGAGAUGAAGUAUCGGGUUUAGAUGCUGAGGUGCAGAAUCUACGAAGCAGAUGUGUUCACCUUGAGGAGUUACUAGAGAAGGAACGUGCCGAGCGCGCCAAAACAACAAACGAACUCGACGAUUUACGACGACGAUGGAGAGCCGAAGGCUCGAAUACUUCUUCGAGGCAUGGAAGUCUCACAGCUUAUCAAGGACGAACCAACUUAACAAAUCACUCUCAACAUCCAACCCCUCGAGGAAGCGUCGCGAGCAAUGCACCAGAUCAUCGUAACUCGACUACCGCCUUUUCGAUCUCGCAGAUUAUUUCUCCUCCCGAUUCAUCAAAUCUAUCCGGAGGGCCCCGGGAGCCAUCGACGGAUCUCGCAGGAUGCGGCAAUUGUGAAUCUACCGGACCAUGUGCCUGUGUCGACGAGGUCCUUGCCAAUACACCUGUUGGAUGCGGUAAAUGCACGAUCGGAACCAAAUGUGAGUGUCUCGAAGCUGUACUCAAAGCACCAGCUCCGAGUUCGGAAUCCGAGCUGAAGCGAAAGCCAUCAUCAAUAUCCGUCAUGGCACCUGAAGAGAAGAGGCAGAAGAUACCCAACCCCUAUCCUCACGAAGUCGACUUCACCGACAUGUUUUCUAAGAAGAAAGUCGUGGCGCCGGCUCCGGAGCCAGCCUUGUAUCAACCUGUUGCUCAGACCGCUAUUGCUCCCCGAGAUUCUUGUGGAUUCUGUAAGGAGGGUACGUAUUGUAUGUGUGCCGAAGCCGCUGCACAAAGCCUUGCCCCAGUGUCCCAACAAGUACAGACUCCUCCCCCUUCAGAGAAUGAUGUGGGUCCCCUUUCCAUGGAAGUCACAUCGACCGGAGCCAUCAAGUUGCCGAGUAUCAACACGUUCAGUCGUACUGCAAUUCCGACUGGCCGUCCCUCUGCUGGAUGUGGCCCUAACGGACCUGGCACAUGUGCUCAAUGUCUGAAAGACCCUAAGUCAGGUCUUUUCUGUCGCAGUCUUGCAGCAAGCUUUGAUCGUAACUCGGAUAGGCCUGGCGGUGGCUGCUGCGGUGGAUCUGGCGGCUCUGGAUGUUGCAAAUCCAUGGAGGAUGCAGCGGGACCAAGCAAGUCAUCGAAGGAUGUUAGUGUGUCAUGUGCAGAAGCAUACAAGACACUAUCUAGCCAUCGAAACUUUGACAAGGCAUCGAGUGAGAUAGGCACAUGGCUUCCAAAGCUUAGAGCUACUCCCCAACAACAUAAUUCCCCGGCUAGACUCCCUAUAGAGGUCGAGGCGGCUAGUAUCAUGGGCGUGUUGAGGGAAUUUGAUGUUCGGUUUGGAAGAGAUGCUUGAAUUUUCUACGAAAAAUACCCAAAGAACGAGACAGGACCUAAUCAUGGUCUGAGCGGACGAAACGAGUAUAUAAUGAGGCAUGGCGUUGACGGAUCACUGCAUCCUAUGGUGUUCAAGAAGGAGGGUGGCUACUAUCUGAUUCGAUCAGUCAUACAGGGAGUGGUCAUUUGCAUUGUUGCUGAGUAGCCAUCGACAACUUCAUAAUAGUCGAUGAAGAGGAGUUGUGGGGAUCUGGUUCAUCGCAAUGAUUUAUUGAUU